UUUUUUAAACAUUAAUAAUUAUUAAUAGUUUAUUAUUUAAGUGGUAUUGCUAUAUUAUCUAAGCUGUAAAUGUAAUAACUUACCUUUUUAAUUACAUUAAACCGAUUAAGGAGAAUUCAUUGUUUUUUUUUAAACUUGUAUUUAUUCAACGCAGAAACAUAAAAAAAAUCAUCCGUAAUCAAUGCCCUACAUAUUGAUAAGAGGCAAUUUAGCUUCGUAUGGCCACAAAAAUCCCUGGCGUGUUUUGGUAUCUGGCCUGAAAGCCGAAGAUAUAGAGCAGUUGAAUCGAUUUGCUUGCGGGGGAUAUAGUGACAAUUCCACUAUUGUUUAUCUACAACAUCCUUGCGUAAUACUCAGUGCUUUAGAGGUAUUAGGGUAUAAAGUAGUGGCUUCAAGUUCAACUGCUGUUAAGCAAGACUAUAAUGAAUAUAUGUGGACUAUGAGAAAGGAAUUUUCUGAGCCAGAACCUUCUAUAAUUGUUGAGCAAGAUAACAUCACAAAUUUUAGCAAAGAGGCUAUGCACUUUCAUCAUUCUAAUAAGGACGACGAAGUGUAA
Molecule: messenger RNA, 556 nt
Organism: Pieris brassicae (large cabbage white)
Lineage: Eukaryota; Metazoa; Arthropoda; Insecta; Lepidoptera; Pieridae
Exons: 3
Coding region: 182-556 (124 amino acids)
Biological process (GO): negative regulation of biosynthetic process
Source: RefSeq, a predicted model, not a curated record